Pyrgilauda ruficollis (rufous-necked snowfinch) is the source of this 5369-nucleotide messenger RNA. It is a transcript of the gene ITGB8, whose product is annotated as integrin subunit beta 8. Gene Ontology annotation, molecular function: integrin binding. The record is from RefSeq and is a predicted model, not a curated record. Bases 420 to 2726 code for a protein of 768 amino acids. Gene Ontology annotation, cellular component: integrin complex; cell surface; focal adhesion. NCBI's taxonomy places the organism in Eukaryota, Metazoa, Chordata, Aves, Passeriformes, Passeridae. The transcript is spliced from 14 exons. Gene Ontology annotation, biological process: cell migration; integrin-mediated signaling pathway; cell adhesion mediated by integrin.
UCCCCGCCCUCCCCCGGCAGCCGCCCUCUUCGCCCGAGGGAGGUGCGGAGCCGCCGCCGCCGUUCCCCGCGCGGUGCCAGGAGCCUGCCCGCGCCCCCCAGGCAGCGCGGGCGGCGAGGCGCCCCUGGCCCGCCGGGCUGGAGGCUGAUGGCGGGAGCCAAGCUCCGCGCUCGGCCGGGGCCCCUCUGCCGCCGGGGGAGGGCCGGUCGUGGCGGGGCGCGGGGGCGCGGCAGGCGCUGCCCCCGAGAUGCGGCGGCCCCCGCCCGCCCCUCCGAGCUCCCUACCUGUCCCGGGCCCGCCGCCGCCCCUCCCCCGGCCCCGCCGCCGCCCCCGCGGGGGCCGGGACUGAGCGCGCCGCGGCGCCGAGACGCGGCCCCGAGAAGAGGGCGAGGGAGCGGGAGCAGUGCCGGCCGCGGCGCAUGAUGUGGGUGCCGCUGCUGGCGUGCCUCACCGCGGGGAUCGUCUCCGUGCCCAGGUGCCAGCGUGGCCCCGGAACCUUCCUCGGGGCGGCCCGGCUGCUGGCGGCCGUGCCGGGACUCUGCCAGCGCUCGGAAAACAGAUGUGCCACUUCAAAUGCCGUAACAUGCACAAAGUGUCUUGCUUUGGGUCCAGAGUGUGGAUGGUGUGCUCAAGAGGAUUUCAUGGCUGGCACAACACAGAAGGGACGCUGUGACACUGUUUUCAACUUAAUGAAAAGAGGCUGCCAAUCAGAUUUGGUUGAAAACCCCACGGUUCAUGUCACAAUACCUAGUGACCAUGAAACAAAUACACAAGUGACACCAGGAAAAGUUUCAGUCCAACUGCGUCCAGGAAGUGAAGCAAACUUUAUGUUGAAAGUUCGUCCUUUAGAGAAAUACCCUGUGGAUCUUUACUAUUUAGUUGAUGUCUCAGCCUCUAUGCACAACAAUAUAGAAAAGUUAAAUUCCGUUGGAUUUGCUUUAUCUAAAAAGAUGGAGAAUAUUUCUCUUGAUUUUCGACUUGGAUUUGGAUCCUAUGUGGAUAAAACUGUGUCACCCUAUAUUAGCAUUCAUCCAGGUAGAAUCCAUAACCAGUGCAGUGAUUAUAAUUUAGAUUGUAUGCCUCCUCAUGGUUAUAUUCAUGUGCUAUCCCUGACUGACAAUAUAGCAGAAUUCAGAAAUGCAGUGAAUAAACAAAAAAUUUCUGGGAAUAUUGAUACACCUGAAGGGGGUUUCGAUGCGAUGCUCCAAGCAGCUGUGUGCCAGAGCCAUAUUGGAUGGCGUAAAGAAGCAAAGCGACUGCUUCUUGUGAUGACAGAUCAAACUUCCCAUCUGGCCCUUGAUAGUAAAUUAGCAGGAAUUGUAAUUCCCCAUGAUGGAAACUGUCACUUGAAAGAUAAUGUGUACAUCAAAGCUACGAGUAUGGAGCAUCCAUCUCUUGGGCAGCUCUCUGAAAAAUUGAUUGACAAUAAUAUCAAUGUUAUUUUUGCCGUUCAAGGAAGCCAAUUUCAUUGGUAUAAAGAUCUGUUACCUCUCUUGCCUGGUACUGUUGCAAGACAAAUAGAAUCACAAGCAGCAAAUCUCAAUGAUUUGGUGGUAGAAGCCUAUCAGAAACUAAUCUCUGAAGUGAAAAUUCAAGUGGAUAAUCAGAUCCAAGGUCUUCAUUUCAAUAUCACUGCGAUCUGUCCUGAUGGAAGUAAAAAAACUGGCAUGGAAGGAUGUAAAAAUGUGGGAUAUAAUAAAGAAGUACUUUUCAAUGUAUCAGUUACAAUGAAAGGAUGUCAUACAACUGGAGGAAGAAAAUAUGUCAUACUAAAGCCUAUUGGUUUCAAUGAAACUGCCAUUGUCAAUGUGCAGCAAAGCUGUGCCUGCCAGUAUGGAGACAGCACAGGGCACAAACGAGUGUGGGCUGAAGAAACUUCUCCUGACAGCAAACAGUCCCCGUGCAGUGACAGUAACUGUGGCUCUAACAGAGACACGCUUCCCUCAGAGAAGUGCCGGCAACACCAGGACCAGCCCAUCUGCAGUGGUCAAGGAAAUUGCAUAGAUGGAAAAUGUUUCUGCUUCAAAAACAAGCUAGGCAAGGUGUAUGGCAAGUACUGUGAAAUGGAUGAUUUUUCCUGCCCGUAUCACCAGGGAAACUUGUGUUCUGGUAAUGGUGAAUGUGAAGGUGGUAAAUGCAAAUGCUUUGCUGGCUGGGAAGGUGAUCGUUGCGAGUGCUCAUCACAAUCAGCAAAGCACUGCCUGAAUUCAAAGGGCCAGAUUUGCAGUGGAAGAGGAAAAUGUGUAUGUGGAAAGUGUGAAUGCACAGACCCAAGAAGCUUUGGACGUUUCUGUGAAUAUUGUCCUACUUGUAACAAAGCCUGUGAAGAAAACUGGAACUGUGUUCAGUGCUAUCAUUCUAAUAAUGCAUCUCAAGUAAUACUUGACCAGUGCACAACCUCAUGCACUUAUCUACUGCAUUAUAUUGAUAAUACUUCAGAUUGUUUCUCUGGACGAAACUACUUUAGAGUCUUUUCCAUAAUCUUUAUAGUUACCUUUCUGAUUGGGUUGCUUGUUGUCCUUAUCAUCAGGCAGAUAAUUCUGCAGGGGAGUAGCAAUAAAGUUAAAUCUUCAUCUGAUUACAGAGUAUCUACAACUAAGAAGGAUAAGAUGUUUUUGCCUACAGUUUGUACAAGAACAGUAACAUACAGACGUGACAAACCAGAGGAAAUAAAUAUCGACAUCUGCAAGUUGCGAUUAAAUGAAACUUUCAAGUGUGAAUUCUGAAGACUGCAAAUGUCUAUUUCCAUCAAGCUCGACUUUUAAGAAAUUACCUUUUGUACUCUGUGGGAGUCUUGACUGUUGCCAUAUGGUUUUGUGUUGUGCAUUUUGUUGAAUACUGUAACAAAGUGACAUGUAAACAUAUUCACAUUAUGUGGUUAUGUUUGGAACUAUAGCUGCUGUAUUUUUUUAAAUUUUUUUUUUGAAAGAGAAAUGUGCGUUACUACUGUUCAGAAACAUUAGUGUUGAUGUAGCACUUUAGCAUAUUCUAAUUUAUUUAGUUAUGGCCUAGAAUGUAGAUACAAACCGGUCUGACAAAGCACUGAUCUCACUCUACAUGUAGCUAGCACUGAUGUGCUCUGUGGGAAUGGACAAAAGCUGUGACUGAAGUAUUCACAUUGCUGUAUAUUAUAGCAAUAGAUGAAACUAUUAAAAUGCUCUUAAAUAGAGUAAAUGGUACUUUUAUAGUUCUCUCAGUUGACAGAUUCCACUGAUUUGUCUGUUUAUUCCUCUUAUCUUUUCCAUAAAAUAAUGGGAUUAAAUGAGUGUUUAGUUCCUGGUAUAGGUGUAUGUUGUGUGUGUAUACAUACACAUGCAUGCACACACAGGUAAAUUAUAUAUUUAUAAGGUUUUUUGUAUGAAUGAUGUCACUUAAGGAUAAUUUAUAUCUGAUAAAGAGUAAUUGUAAGCUUUUUUACUUGUUUAAAUAUAAUGCCCCCAUUUUAUACAAAAUUUAUUGUGUUUGGAAACUGAGUGACUACAGAAAAUGAGAGUUCCUCUACCCAACAACAUAGUCUACAUGAUGAUCACUGCCAGCAGACUAUGCCUUUAGAGUCAGCAGCAUCAAAUCCAUUGCAAAUAGAUAAAUUACACCAGAGCUGUGUUUGGUUUGCUAGCUACAUGUCAGUGUUUUGCCAAAUAAGGACUUGGAUCUUGUGUAUGAUGUCAGGCAUAAGUCUGAUUUUACAUAUGCUCUUUUUCUCUGUGUAAAUUAGUUGAUGAGAUUAGGUUUUCUAAGGUUUUUGUAACUACUUCAGUUUUUUGUGACUGUGCAUUGAGAAAUGUGUCCAGUGUGUGAUGGAGAAAAGAACCUGCAAUUUAGAAGAAAGUGAGGAAAAUAAGAGUCUUUUUCUCAAAAGAACACAUUAACUGACUUUAUAAAUAUGGAUCAGAUUCUGCCUUCAGAAGUGUGCAAAACUCUUCCAAACACAGUGGGACCAAUAUAAGCUUAUCUGAGAGCAGAAUGUGAGCUACAAAGUCAAGCAGAAGCAUCUUUUUUUAAUCCCUGAAACCAGCUAGAGUGGUAGAACACGUGUUUUUGUUAUAUAGUUGUUGGAAGCGUCAGUCUGAUUUAGUAACUCUAUGCUGCUGAAACCCUAUGAAAAUCUGGUCAACCUCUAAUGCACUAAAACCUUACUGGCAAAAAGAAAAAUCAUCUCAGAAGACAGUGUAUAAUUUCACCAACAUUUAUUACUAAUACUAAAUACUGUCACUACUUGUCAUAGAUAAGAGUUAAAGAAACAAAGCAGGACUUCCUUAUGCGCAGUCUUUAGAAAUUACUUGUAUUUCCUAUUCUGUAUUUUUUCUUUAAAUUCUCAUUGAAACCUGAGGACUGUGAGGACUGAAAGGAAGGCAGGGUGUAGAAAAAUGAUGAGUGUUUUAUGUGUGUUAAGUUUCUUGGGUAAUGGAUCAAGUGGGAUUGAGAAAAAUAAUACACAGACAAUGGGCCUUUCAUUAAUCAUAAAAGCUUAGGGAUUGUUUUUUUUUUAAAAGUGUAAAUUGGACUAUUAAAUGUUUUUAAAGCAGUCUCCAAAGUAAGUCCUGAGCUUUCUACCACACAGGUAAAAUUAUCUCAUUUAACAAAAAGAGUGUUUCUUUACACUGACUCUGACUUUAGUGUUAGCUUAAUUGUAAAACCUUAGUUAUAGAUUAAUUCCGUAGUCUACCAACUACACCUUAACUCUCAUUUUCUUUUAAAGUAUAUAGGAUCAUUUUCCUCCUGUGUAAAUUAAAAGAUUUCAAACAACUGUUUUGAUGUGAUAAAGGUAAAAGAUUGAUAAAGGUUGACCUGCUGUUACCCUUGUCACAAUUCAUGGCUAUUUGUGAGUGGGAAACAAUCUCUGGUUGUCUAUUUAACUUAAAUUUUAAAAAUGCUUAAUGGAGUAUAUCUAAGUAUAUAAAAAAGGUUAAUUAUGUUCUUUAAACAGUGUGAUAAACCCUUUACAAAAAAAGAUUCCUCAGAAUCUAUUUUCAUCCAUAAUAGCCUUUAAAGCAUGUACUAAAGCAUUUACUGAACUGAUAAAUAUUUUUUUUUCAUUACAAAUUACUUUUCACUGUUAGAGGGAGUUCAGUUUUGUGAGUAAGGGAUGAUGAAACUGGGUUCUUGGUGGAAGAAAGACUUGAGCUGUAAUACCCAUCUUCCAGACACAUCACAUCACGCUGCUACUGCUUUUCUUCUGUAGCAUUUGGCAUUGGACUGCUGCCUGUGAAGGGGCACGGCCAGUAUUCCCUUAUCAGACACCUGCCUGAAUGUUUAAAAUGCUCUAAAAUCAAAAAGAGCAGGCUCACAGGACAAAUUGCACUGUAAGCUGCUUGCUGUCCUGAAAUUUUAAAAAAAUGUAUAUAAAUUAACCAAAAAAAAAAAAAAAA